Messenger RNA from Ectocarpus siliculosus, 2613 nucleotides. The record is from the annotation of a GenBank genome assembly. NCBI's taxonomy places the organism in Eukaryota, Phaeophyceae, Ectocarpales, Ectocarpaceae.
AUGCUACGCGAAGCAGCAGCAUCAGUAACUAUCUGGUUGUCGCUUUCGCUUCUUCAGGCAAAGCAGGCGGUCCCCAGCGACUCCACGCUUCGCAGCUGGCUGAAGGCCGUGAGGGGCAUCAAAGAAGAAGCACUCACCGCCCUAAAGGACCUGGUCGAGUCCGAAGAUAAGUCCAUCGACCUCAACCUCGUCACCCUAGCUUACAUCAGCAAGGAUGACUUCAUGGCGCUUUCAGCUGAGGAGCAGGGCUUCAAUCUGCAGAUCCUGGCCAGGUGGAAGAAGUUCCAGCAAGGAAGAGCAUUCAAGGCGGACGUCGACACCCCCCCGAUCAUUGCGCAGGCCAAGGACGUGGCACAAUGGUACUUCGCCCUUUGUGGCAUCGUGCCUUACCAGGAUUGGUCGCAGGAGCUUAAAAGGCUCAAGGAGGCGAAGAAUGCGGUUACGAGGAAGAAGCUGCAGCUGGCGAAACCCAUGAAACGCCCUUCCGAGCGCAAGAGGAAAGGGAAGUCGUGGGGGGGAGCAGGGAGAGGGAGUAGAGGGGCGAAAGGACGGAGACGAACUGCAAGGAAGAGCAAAACCCAAGGGGGGGGGGAGGAGGAGGAGGAGGUGGUGGUGGUGGUGGUGGAGGAGGAGGAGGAGAAGGAGGACGAGGACGAUGAGAACAACGACGACGGGAAGCGGAAGGGGAAAGGGAGGAGGAAGGACAACAACGAGUCGCCGCUCAUCCGAUGCGGCACGUGUAAACCGGAGCCGGACAACAGGUGGUCCUGCCAUAAGUGCAACAUGCACCACAGAAUGUUUUGCCCGUUGGUGGAAAAUGCUUACUCAGACGAGGGCGUGAGACUGCCGAAAAUGCAGUGCAAGACUUGUCCCGAGAAGGACGGGAAGGGUGGAAGUGGCGGGGAAAAGAAGAAAAGGCGGAAGAUGCACGAUGUGUUCGACAAGGUCGCCGCAUUCCCCGAGGAAGACCAGUCCGACGCCGACAUGAAAAGCUUUCUGAAGGUGUACUACAGCCACAGCGUCGGCGUCGACGACCUGUUGACGCACGUGGGGACGAAGGAGCCUGCGAAGCUGUUGUUUCUCAACCCCGGUGCCGACAAGACCCUCUUACCCGACAACGCGACCACUCUCGCCCGCAUCCGCGACCUUACCCGUGCGCUGGUCGCGUCCGGUAGCCUUCACGCGUCCGGUACUGUCGUCUGUGAUCUUCCCACGCCGGUCUACGAACACGCGCACCGCUGGGCUGGUGCUUUCAAGCAAGCGGGAACGGCACUGGAGGUUGAGGACCAUCCUAUGCUGGUAGAGUUCGAGUCCCGGGGAGGCGGGCGCCCAGGACACAAAUCGGACCGUCGUCACCUUACCGGAAGGGUUCACCAGUUUCUCGUGGCUCACCAAGCCACGACGGGCGAUAGCAUCCCUAGCGUCAGGUUCACGUGCAACCAAACCGUGACCGCCGAUGACGUCCACGGUGCUGAAUCUUCGUCGGGUCCCUGUCUUAAUCUCAUGAAGGCGGUGCCGUUCGAGAAUGCACUAUCACCGUUCCCCCCUCGCCUCCUGACCAUGUGUAUCAACAGGUUCACUAACCUGCAAGACACAGUCGUGUCUACCUGCGGCGACCGAGACAAGACGAUCGAGACUGCGCUCUCCCUCGGUAGGAAGGUGGAGGUGUUUCCAGUCGACGAUAGAAACGUAGACGAGAUGCGAGAACGCGUGAAGGACGCCUUCGACAUCGCGUGGGCAGACGGCGUGUUCAAGCGGGAGCCGGACCCCGCCGGUGGUUUGAGAACGAUAAGUCCGGGGAAUCUGCCGGAUGCUGUUCCUCGUUCUUCCGCGCCAGCUAGCGUCCCUACCGUCGUCCAAGACAUGAUGGCAGAAGCGGGCGAGACUGGUGACGAGCCAUCUGACAAGGAUGGAUACGACAGCAGCUACGCCCUUUACACAAUUCCGAAGAUGAAGUACGCAAUGAACGGCCCGGAGAUUCCUAUCUGGGGGGACAUGGAGAUCCACCUCUCACCAGCGGAAGCGAGGGAGUCACUCCGCGCCGACCGGGUAGACGGGGCUGUUCGGCUUAUCCGCGUCGCCGACAGCGCACAGCUAAAACAAAUGCUCGUUCCAGGCAAGGAGUUCGUCGCGCCAGGGGCCACGCUUUACAUGCGCGUCGCGAAAACAUGCCCCGCCUAUUACGCGCGAUGGGAAUCUAGCGAUCCCUUCACCCACCACGAGAUUUUGUCCGAAGUUCCACGAGACAAGAAGAAGUCUGACACUCAUGCCCUGUGGUUUGAUGCUGAGGAUAACCCCAAGACUCCCAUCAAGCUCAGAAUCUACAAAGGGGUGACUAACACUUCUGAAGCCCAGCCGGUCCUCGUCAGGCCCGGAGGCAGUGCCGUCUACCUCCACGACGGUGAAAACAGCACCAGCGACAUCGACGGCGACGACGGUGGUCCUCUGGACAAGGACGAUUAUUAUGAAGCGAUGACUCCGGUGGCAACGCUAAACGACUUUCUGCCAUUGACAAUGAUGAUGCCAGUGGUGGAGAGGAGGAACCUGUAUUCAGCGAUUAGAACAAGUUCGAGUGGCAACACCACGCGCGGGGGUGCCAGUGGUGGGACAUAG